This is a messenger RNA of Colletotrichum godetiae, 575 nucleotides long. RefSeq lists its product as uncharacterized. The transcript has a single exon. The record is from RefSeq and is a predicted model, not a curated record. Bases 86 to 376 code for a protein of 96 amino acids. NCBI's taxonomy places the organism in Eukaryota, Fungi, Ascomycota, Sordariomycetes, Glomerellales, Glomerellaceae.
CCUGCAUAUAUCUUCUAUUUAUGAGCACUCUGUGGUGCAACGCUGGCUAAUCGUGUAACAUAUUGGAAUGUAGAGAUGAUCACCGAUGGCUUUAUCAACACUACUAUUCCUGCUUCUGGUCCAAACCAACACAGGCUUGUCAGCUAGCUGGAGUACAUGGCAUCAGGCAAUCAAUCUUCGUCGUUACGGGGACGAUUGCAUAUGUGUGGCAACCAUCGGUCCACUUACGACUGGCAGUGACAUCCUGGCGAAUGGGUCAAGAAAUAAUGCUGAUCAUAAGUUUGAAAUAUGGCCUUUUCUGGGACUUGUUGACUCCAAAGUCGUCACUCUAAGCCUCAUAGGUUCGCACACUCGAACUCCGAUAGUUGAACAGUGAAAUGCAACGACGAUGUCCUCCUCGAGGAAAUUUAGAUUGAUGAUUUCCCGUACGUUUCCUUCGCACCAGCCAAACUUCCCAGUUGGCAGCUUCUCGACUCUCACUUUAUCGACCCGGGGAAAACGUAUCUUGCGAUCUUCCGAUACAUGGGCCAUGCUUCUUGUCAACGACAUCUCAACCGUCGCUUGUUCUUGUCCGG